Microdochium trichocladiopsis is the source of this 1584-nucleotide messenger RNA. RefSeq names its product putative alcohol dehydrogenase. Bases 273 to 1451 code for a protein of 392 amino acids. NCBI's taxonomy places the organism in Eukaryota, Fungi, Ascomycota, Sordariomycetes, Xylariales, Microdochiaceae. Gene Ontology annotation, molecular function: oxidoreductase activity. The record is from RefSeq and is a predicted model, not a curated record. The transcript is spliced from 3 exons.
GAGAGCUGAGGGCUGCCGAGACUAUUCGUCCAAUUCAAUGGGGCCUGUCGGGAGAGUUGCGACCAUAACUUCACACCCCACUUGCGGCGAACAAGGACAGCCAGGGUGUUGUAUACUGUUAACUUGAAAUCACUUCCCAUGGUUCCCAUGGUUUCCAGGCUACAUAGUCGAGUUGCUGCCGAUCCCGCCUCUGUGCUUGGACUGCUUCUUUCAUUCACCCUUGAGUCCUAGAAGCCACGAAGGACAGGCAUAAAAACCACGCUACCUUAAUCAUGGCAGCCAACGACAUCAAGCACAACACAACAACGUCUGGCCGCUGGAUGCUCGUGUCUCAGAAUGGCUUUGACGAGAGCCUCCAGUACGACGACUCGUACUCGCCCACCGAGGCCGAUCUGGGGCCCGAGGACGUCCUGGUCGAAGUCCAUGCGGCCUCGCUCAACUAUCGCGACAUUGCCAUCGCCAAGGCCGGAAAAGUGGCAAUGCCUCUUCCCAUCACACCCAAUGUUACCCCCGGCUCGGACGGCGCCGGCAAGAUCCUCGCCCUCGGAUCCGACGUGGCCCGGCUCUGCCCAUCCCUUGUCCAGGCCAACGGCAAGGGCGGCAUCGGGCAGGACGUCGUGACGCACCUCGCCCCGCACACCGGUUCCGGCUCCGAGGACGCCGACGCGGCGAUGCCCGGCUUCGAGGACAUCGGCUCCGGCCUGGGCCAGAAGGAGCACGGCACCCUGUGCCGGCGCGGCGUGUUCCACUACUCCGCGCUGCUGCCUAUGCCCGCUGGGCUCGGGUACGAGGCGGCGGCGAGCUUGACGUGCAGCGGGCUCACGGCGUGGAAUGCGCUGAUGGGCGUCGAGGGCAGGAAGGUAAAGAAGGGGGAUUGGGUCUUGGUCCAGGGGACGGGCGGAGUCAGCAUCGCUUCUCUGCAGAUCGCAAAAGCCGCGGGUGCAAACGUCGUGGCAACCACCUCAUCGCCAUCCAAAGCCGCUCGCCUCAAGCGCCUCGGCGCCGCACACGUCAUAAACUACCGGGAGACACCAGACUGGGGCCUCGCGGCGCGCGAGCACACGCCCAAGGACGACGCCAGAGGAGGCGGCAAGCCCAGGGGUUUCGACCACGUCGUCGACGUCGGCGGGGCCCUGACGGCACCGCAGAGCCUCCAGGCCGUGCGGCGCGACGGUCUCGUCACGAUCGCGGGCGUGCUGGGCGCCGCCGGGGAUGCGCCGCCCGAGCCCGUGGACAUCAUGGCGGCCAUGUGGUCGAUCUGCAUGGUCCGCGGCAUCGUGCUGGGGUCGCGGGCCAUGUUUGCGGAUCUGCUUGCCUUUGUGGCCGAGCACAAGGUGGGUGUUGCGCUUGAUGACGAGGACCAGUGGUUUGGGUUCGAUCGGGUCAAGGAGGCGUACGCAAGGCUUUCGCGGCAGGAGCACUUUGCCAAGGUUGUCAUACAGAUCAAGUAGGUAUUCACAGAGGUUCAAAGAUCCGGGGGGGGGGGGGCAAAAUGGUGGAAAGGUUCUUGAAUUGAAGCGAAGUGUGAUGCAAGCAUCAUCGGGGGUAUCUUGAGAAAAAAAGGUCUGUACUAAAGGUUGAGAA